Messenger RNA from Malassezia pachydermatis, 3042 nucleotides. Its product is annotated as rpn2-26s proteasome regulatory subunit. The record is from RefSeq and is a predicted model, not a curated record. Gene Ontology annotation, biological process: regulation of protein catabolic process; proteasome-mediated ubiquitin-dependent protein catabolic process. NCBI's taxonomy places the organism in Eukaryota, Fungi, Basidiomycota, Malasseziomycetes, Malasseziales, Malasseziaceae. The coding region runs from base 1 to 3042 and encodes 1013 amino acids. Gene Ontology annotation, cellular component: proteasome complex; nucleus; proteasome regulatory particle, base subcomplex. The transcript has a single exon. Gene Ontology annotation, molecular function: enzyme regulator activity.
AUGGUGUCAUCCUUGACGUCUGUGGCCGGUGUGACGGCGCUCCUAGAGGAGCAAGAUCCGAAACUGCAGGCUUACGCCCUGCAGAAACUGAACUCGCUAGUGGACCAAUUUUGGGCCGAGCUGGCCGAUUCGGUGGCGCGUAUUGAAGAGCUGUACGAAGAUGAAUCGUUCCCUGAGCGUCAGCUGGCUGCGUUGGUCGCCUCCAAGGUAUACUUCUAUCUUGGAGAAAUGGAAGAUGCGCUUAGCUUUGCUUUGGGUGCGGAAGCCUUAUUUGAUGUUGAGCAGCGUACCGAGUAUGUUGAGACUGUGGUCUCCAAGGCCAUUGAUCAAUACAUCGAACAGCGCAGUGCCAGUCCCAGCGACGGUUCUACUGGGAAAGGUGAUACAAGUGCGCGUCUUGCUGCGAUUGUAGACAAGAUGGUCCAGCGUUGUAUGACGGGCAAAGAGUACCGCCAAGUGUUGGGUAUUGCGUUGGAGGCACGUCGCCUGGAUAUCAUUCAGCAGGUCUUUGAUUCAACGCAGGACCGUGAGUUAUUGGUCUACGUGCUGGAAAUGGUCAUGAGUGUUGUGCACGCACGCGAUGUGCGCCGUCAGGUCCUUGAGCUGCUUGUGCAACUUUUCCCCUCGCUAAGCGAGCCUGAUUACUUCUCGACGGCGCAGUGUUACGUGUACCUCAAUGAGCCGAAGCGUGUCUCAGAGCUUUUGCGCUCAUUGCUAGACAAGGCCACCUCUGAUGAACGCUCUUUGUUGAUUGCGUACCAGACUGCCUUUGAUCUCGUGGAAGGUGCCACGCAGGAGUUCUUGCAUCAUGUGCAGACUGAUUUGCAGGCUACCGCUGGUAAUAUUGCCAAUGCUGAGCAAGUGGUGCGUAUCUUGCAGGGUGAAGAGUCGAUCCGUCUCUUCCGUGCAUUCCUGCACCGUGCGAAUCACGCCGACUUGGCCAUUUUGAAGUCGACCAAGGAUGCGCUCGAUGCCCACUACAGUGCAUACCACUCUGCUGUGAGUUUGUCCAAUGCCUUCAUGCAUGCAGGUACGGGCAGUGACCAGUUCCUGCGCGAGAAUCUUGAAUGGCUUGCGAAGGCCUCCAAUUGGAGCAAGUUUACUGCCACAGCGGCGCUCGGUGUCCUGCACCGCGGAAGUCUGCAAGAAAGCAUCUCGAUUUUGCAGCCGUACCUCCCGCCCGAGGGUGGCGCAGCGUCUACGAGUAUCUACUCCGAGGGCGGUAGCUUGUUCGCUCUGGGUCUUAUCCAUGCGAAUCACGGUGCCCCGAUUUUGGAUUUGCUGACGAAGACUCUGCGCUCCAACAAUGCGGAGGUCGUGCAGCAUGGCGCUGCCCUUGGUCUGGGCGCUGCGGGCAUGGCCACGGAAAAUGAAGAAGUAUACGAGGAGCUGCGGAAUGUGCUGUACACUGACUCGGCUGUGAGUGGCGAGGCGGCUGGCUAUGCGAUGGGCAUGGUAUACCUAGGCACAGGCUCUGCGCAAGCGACCGAAGAGAUGAUGCAGUACGCACAGGAGACGCAACACGAAAAGAUCCUGCGUGGUCUCGCGAUUGGUAUUGCGCUCUUGCAUUAUGGUCGUGAGUCCGCGGCGGAUGCUACGAUCGAUGAGCUGCUAUCACACAAGGAUGCGAUUUUGCGCUACGGUGGUGUGUAUACCAUGGCCCUAGCGUAUGCUGGCACAGGCCACAAUGCUGCUGUGCGUCGUCUCUUACACGUGGCCGUGUCGGAUGGCAGCGACGAUGUGCGUCGUGCCUCUGUGAUUGCGCUAGGCUUUUUGCUAUUCCGCUCACCUGAGCAUAUGCCGGAGAUGGUCCAGCUUCUGAGUGAGAGCUACAACCCACACUUGCGGUACGGUGCUGCGCUUGCUCUUGGUAUUGCUUGCGCUGGUACCGGUCUGGAUGCGGCGUUGGAUCUACUGGAGCCACUUACGAAGGACACGGUCGAUUUCGUGCGUCAGGGUGCCUGCAUUGCCAUGGCCAUGAUCUUGGUCCAGCAGAACAAUGUGCUGAACCCUCGUGGCGAAGCUGCUCGCACGACCUUUGACAAGAUGAUUCAUGAAAAGCACGAAGAGGCGAUGGCCAAGUUUGGUGCCGCGCUGGCGCAGGGUCUGAUUGACGCUGGUGGCCGGAAUGUGACCAUUAGCUUGCAAGGCCGAGGCGGUAGUACCAAUAUGGCAGCCGUGGUGGGUAUGGCCCUCUUUACCCAGUACUGGUACUGGUUCCCCAUGGCGCACUUUGCGUCGCUCGCGUUGACGCCCACGGCGAUUCUUGGUGUGACCAAGUCGCUGGAACUGCCAGCGUGGGACAUUCUUUCGCAUGCUCGUCCCAGCCUGUUUGCGUACCCUCCGCCUGUGCAGACACAGACAGAAAAGAAGCUGGAGAAGGUCGAGACAGCCGUGCUUAGUACGACGGCCAAGGCGCAGGCCCGUCAGCGCACCAAGGCGAAACAAAAAGCUCAAGCCGCCUCGGCAGGCGAGGCGGACAUGGACGUGGAUGCGCCCAAGCCCACAGGAGAGAAAGCUACUACCGAUGAGGCAAACGCGGCAGAGGCUUCCGACAAGGAGAGCGCCAAGGCAGCGGCACCUAGCCACGCCGAUGAGCCAAAGGAGGAGCGCAUUCCCAACGGUUCGCGCGUGACAGUCUUCCAGCUCAAGUACCUCUCGUGCCCCGCUGAGGCACGCUACGUCCCUGUCCGCCCAUGGACCACGUCAUCGAGCUCGCAGGCUGCACCAGAGCCGGCCGCGGCGCGUCAACUGGAUUUGUCAGUGACAGGGGGUCGUGGUGGUAUCGUACUCCUAUUGGACCGCGAACCUACCGCGCCGUUUGUGCCGGCUGUGCCGGAUGACAGUGCGAAUGAUGCGAGUGCGACAGCCACCGCGGAGGAACAUGCGCAGGCAGCGGCUACGUUGGCCUCGACGUCGGAUGACGCGGAUGCGCCUGCCGAGGCUACAGGUGUCGCAUCGUCUGCUUCUGCCCAGGAGCCUGAGGAUGCGCCGAAGCCCGUGGCUGAUGAAGACGUCGAUAUGGACGAGCAGGCCAAAUAG